GUACCAGCCCAAUCGCCUCUUCUCUUGCUUUGGACCUCCUGUCUCAUCUAUGCUGGAGAUGGACCCCGACUGCUCCUGUCCAACAGAGGAAUCCUGCACCUGCACCAGCUCCUGCACAUGCAAAGACUGCAAAUGCACCUCCUGCAAGCAGAGCUGCUGCUCAUGCUGCCCCGUGGGCUGUGCCGAUUGUGCCCAGGGCUGCAUCUGCAAGGGAGCAUCGGAUGAGUGCAGCUGCUGUGAGUGACGUCGGGGAGAGCCUGUUCCCAGGUGUAGAGCAACAUGUUCAAACCUGCAUUUUUUUCCCCAUUCCACACUGACCCGUUUGCCACGUUCUUUUUUCUGUGAAAUACAUAAAUGAUAAUAAAAGUUGUUGCCUUUA
Molossus molossus (Pallas's mastiff bat) is the source of this 379-nucleotide messenger RNA. Its product is annotated as metallothionein-1-like. The transcript is spliced from 3 exons. Gene Ontology annotation, molecular function: metal ion binding. The record is from RefSeq and is a predicted model, not a curated record. Lineage: Eukaryota; Metazoa; Chordata; Mammalia; Chiroptera; Molossidae. The coding region runs from base 50 to 244 and encodes 64 amino acids.